UACAUCCCCAACGUCACUGUCAAGUUGAAAAGUCACCUUACUUGACCCCUAGCAGUAUGCACCAUGGCUACAGCCCAGGUGCAGCACGGCGGCCGCUUGUCUCACCUGUACGGGCCGAAGAGGAGAGACCCCGCGGUCCAACUGAAGAAGGUUCUGCAGGGAGACAACGUGCUGAGUAAGGACGGACCGUUUAGUAAGUGUCGCACGCGGUGGAGCACCACCUACAGCGCCGACUACUGGAACUUUCUACUGAGGUGGAGCAUUCAUCCGACAUGGACAUCACACAAACAGAAUGAGACUCACUUCCAGCUCGGUUCGGACAGUAUGAAACCUGUGACGUCAGCAGCCUCCGAGUUUUUCCGAAGACCCGGACGACAGCCUCCACCUUUCGAUCCGGGAGCGGGAAACAGUAUACCGGACAUGAAUCCUCAGUUCAACAGAGACAAGCCGCUGGAAACGUCCGUAUACAAGACCUCAUUCACUGGUGUGGACGCCAAGGAUAAGGACCUUUCUUCCGAGGCGCUUUUCCGUGAGAACUGGAACAAGUACCAGCGUACCACACACUUCCAGUUUGGGGACGACUGUGUCCAGUUUAAAGAACUCCCAGUGAAGACAAACGUCGCGACGGUAGACCAGGUGAGACGACCACUCCGCCUGCCGAGUCUGACGACAACUACAGCCAGUCUCCCCGAGUCCUCCAUCUUCCGCCCCAAAGAUCGCGAGACUUCGCAGGGCGAGACUUGGAUGUCCACGUACAAGAACCACUACAGCCGACGGGAGAAGGAAAAGUUUUCGUGCAGAUGAAUAGAAAAUGAUGCUUCCUUUGUCGAGGCAAUAAAGUUUCAAAACCUUC
This is a messenger RNA of Branchiostoma belcheri (Belcher's lancelet), 853 nucleotides long. RefSeq lists its product as uncharacterized. The transcript is spliced from 7 exons. NCBI's taxonomy places the organism in Eukaryota, Metazoa, Chordata, Leptocardii, Amphioxiformes, Branchiostomatidae. The record is from RefSeq and is a predicted model, not a curated record. The coding region runs from base 64 to 804 and encodes 246 amino acids.